This is a messenger RNA of Suillus plorans, 579 nucleotides long. RefSeq lists its product as uncharacterized. Lineage: Eukaryota; Fungi; Basidiomycota; Agaricomycetes; Boletales; Suillaceae. The record is from RefSeq and is a predicted model, not a curated record. Bases 98 to 463 code for a protein of 121 amino acids. The transcript is spliced from 2 exons.
GCGGCGUUGGCUUGAUAGUGUUUUCAAGUUCAAGCCAAUAACGUAUCAGCUUCUGUCCACGCAUGACGGGUUCACAUCACGCGAGAAGUGCCAUCGAAUGCUGGUGAACAUGGGCGUCUGCGUAGUCCUCACGCAUGCGGAACAUUCAGGUGUGCUCAAGUGCAGAACAGAUGAUACGAAGGAUCUAUCCGGAUUUCUGCCAGCGCUGAAGUCAGUGCGGUUCCGCGUGGAGGUGCAGAGGCCGACGCCUGUGCAAAUCACUGCUGGAUGUCAGGUUGUACUACACUUGAUACAGGAAAGGGGCACGUUAUCAAGCUUCCAGGUAAUUUAUCAAAGGCUGAGAAGGAACUGGGAGUUGGACAUUCCACGAAUGCUGAUGACACCGAAUAGCCCACUUUUCAGCCCCACAGAAACCGAGAUGGGAGGGUACGAAUUUAGCGAGAGGUUGGCGUACGUUGAUUAGCUCGCCAACAUUGGUAUUCAAAUUUUGUGUCUCAGCUAUGGAAGUGGACCAUCCAUCAUCAUCAUUGUACUUGCGAACCGUGAUGGCGGUUCAAUGAGGAGCGUGUCAUCACGAUC